Messenger RNA from Oenanthe melanoleuca, 1619 nucleotides. RefSeq names its product signal transducing adaptor family member 2 (gene STAP2). The coding region runs from base 104 to 1600 and encodes 498 amino acids. The record is from RefSeq and is a predicted model, not a curated record. The transcript has 10 exons. Lineage: Eukaryota; Metazoa; Chordata; Aves; Passeriformes; Muscicapidae. Gene Ontology annotation, molecular function: signaling adaptor activity.
CUCCGGGGAUGCCCCGGCCCGGCCGGGAUCCCGCCCGCCGCCCUUCGCCCCGGCCGGGCGGGGCCGUGCCGGGAACUGCGGCGGUUCCUGAGCGGCGGCGGAGAUGGAGCGGCCGGUGCCGCUGCCCCGGGGGAUCCGACCCCGGGCCCGACACUACUACGAGGGCUUCGUGAACAAACGGGGGCCGCUGGAUCAGGGCUACCAGAGGGUCUGGGCCGGGCUGCGGGGGCCCAAACUCGCCUUCUACAGGAUGCCCCAGGAGCAGGAGCCCCUGGAGGUGCUGGACCUGGGCGAGCUGGUGACCGCGCAGGCCGAGGGCGGGGCUCUCGUGCUCAGGCUGAAGGGACAACAGGUGACAAUGAAGGUGGAGAACUGGGAGACGCAGGAGAUGUGGCGAGGAUUCAUCCUCACCAUGGCCAAGAUGAGGAUGCCCCGGGACCUGGCGCUGCUGCCCGGACACAACCUGCAGCUCCUGGAGGCUCUGCGGGAGGAGCGGGAGCGCAGGGGCACCCCCGUGUCCCCUGCCAGAUCCGUGUCGCCGGUCACACCCGUGGUGACACCCGUGUCCUCGGUCACACCCGUGUCCUCUGCCAGCUCCGUGUCGCCGGUCACACCCGUGGUGACACCCGUGUCCUCGGUUACACCCGUGUCCCCUGCCAGAUCCGUGUCGCCGGUCACACCCGUGGUGACACCCGUGUCCUCGGUCACACCCGUGUCCUCUGCCAGAUCCGUGUCGCCGGUCACACCCGUGGUGACACCCGUGUCCUCGGUCACACCCGUGUCCUCUGCCAGAUCCGUGUCGCCGGUCACACCCGUGGUGACACCCGUGUCCUCGGUCACACCUGUGCCCCCUGCCCGCUCCGUGUCCCUGCUCACACCCGUGGUGACACCCGUGUCCCCCAGCUCCGUGUCCCCGGUGACACCCGUGUCCCCCAGCUCCUGUGAGCCGGUCCCCAGCUGCUUUUUCCAGGUGACGCGUCCCGAGGCCGAGCGGCUGCUGGAGCGGAACGCGGGCAGGGGGAACCUCCUGCUGCGGCCGGGGGGACACGGCCAGGGGCUCUCGGUCACCAUCCGCCAGCAGCUCGACGGGACAGCGUGGCUGAGGCACUACAAGGUGAAGAAAGAGGCCCAGGGUUAUGUCAUCGUCAUGGAGACCCCGCAUCGCUGCUCGUCGCUGGCAGACGUGGUGCAGUUCUUCGUGAGGAGCGGCAGGGGCAGCCUGCAGCCCCUGGAGCCCGAGUACAGCGCCCACCUGGAGUUCGUGCCGGUGGCGGUGCCCCCCUCCCCGGCGGAGGCGCCCCCCCCGCCCAGGCCGGCCCCGAGGAGCGGCAGACCCCUGAGUCUGGGGCUGGUUCCCGAGGAGCAGCUGUACAUGAACGACCCCGGGAGGACCCACGAGCUGCACAAGGACCAGCACAGGAAGCUGCGGCUGCACCAGGCUCAGCUCAAGCACUUAUGGGGACGCUCUGGGGGGGCCCUGCUGCUCCCCACUUCGUGCCAGCAGCCAGUGGGGACACCAGGACCCCCCUCACCCUCAGGGACAGCCGUGCCCAGUGUCCCCUGGGGUGACACUGCGGGGGGAGCCCCCUCAUGUUUGUGAAUAAAGAACCCAGAGCCCA